AAACUUUUUCUUCCUUUAUACAUUUCUUUCUUCAUCGUCUUCCUCAUAUAGAUGGAUGGAUAGAUGGGUGAUUUAAUCUUUGUUGUGGUGAUGUAAAUGAAUGAAAAUUCGGCUACGAUGAUGGAACGCGCAGAGAAAUAGACGUUUCCUCAGACGCCCAUUUCAUUCCUUUUCUUUUUAAUUGUUUUUCUUUUCUUUUUUUUUUUCUCCUUCUGUCAUGAGUGGUAGCAAUCUCUAGUGACUGACACACAGCAGCCUCUCAGCCAUAUUCUCUCUUCGUCUCGUCUGACAGAGGAUUAGAGAGAGAGAGAGGGGGUAUUUCAAUUCUCUCAUUCAUUCGAUUUGGUUUGGUUUCAAUUCGUUUGCUUCCCUGCAGCAUUAACGCAAAACAAUCCGACAACAUCCACUAAUAAUGAGAAAGAGUCAAAUCACGAAAAUCAAUCAGGUUUCUUGAUGCCUGCGCUUGCUGCUCUGUGAUCAAUCAGAAAAGGACAACAUGGUACCGUCUUUAAAGGGGAAAAAAAAUUAUAGAUUUUAAGUAGGGAGAGCUUUUGCGGGAGCGAGUCCUACAGUGCACAAUUCUAGUCUGACAGAUAGCAAAAGCACCCAACAACAUCAUGCGCAAGGAUCUGUUUUGUUGUUCCAACUAGAGGGAGAAGAGCCAGCCUUUUUGCUUUUAAUAUACCCUCUCUGGGCUUAAGCCAUAAAAAUAAAUUAUUUGUAUCUUGUUGGAUUUUUAUAUAUUAUCUCCUCUUUUCUUUCGGGCUUUCUUCUUCUCCUCCUCCUCUUGUGCUCCUCCUUCCUUUCUUCUUGUGCUGCUCUGCUCAGCGGAUGUUGGGAUUGUCGUCGUCAACUAGAAAGGAAGGCUGACAGUUUCAGCCGGCGUGUGCGCAAUAUAUAAAUAUUUUUAUAUUGUGUUCACAAUCCAUGUCUAAAUCUACAUUUUACAUCUACAUCGCAGCUGUCUCAAAUCACACUCACGCAGCCAGGAGGACUGAGACAAGCAUGAUUCAAGCCUAAGCGUACCCUCAAUUCGUGACUGAAAUCCCCAUGUUCUCCAUAUGACCGUCCGUAAGGGUUCCGACAGCCCUCUUAAGAAAGCAACUACUACUACUACUUUGCAUGGGUCAGGUUCAGUAAGGAUGUCGUCCAGUUUCAGAAGACGAGAGAUAGAGAGAGAUAGAGAGUUUGUGAGAAAGCUAUGGACUAGUUAGGACUUGAACCUAGGCGUGUGCGUUCACGACCCUCUUCAACUACAUGCCCGCCUUACAUUCGAGACUUGAUGGGCUGUGGAUUGAUGGCCUUGAUGUUCCAGCUUCGAUGGAGUGUAGAGUGACUGCUUUCUGUUUGAGAUUUGAUGGAGUGUGGCUUGACCCUCCAACGGGAAACAGGACAAACCCCAGUGUCGUCGGGGGUUCAAUUCCCAACAAUCCAUCAAGGCAUUGCCAUAUGAACAACAGGUUUGUCUGUGUUUCUGACUGUUCUUGGGUAUGGAAAACCGUGCAGGUUCAGCGUGCCAUUGGGGGAAACCUUGUGUUACGCAGCCCGCCUUGGGUUCAUGGUGAGCACUGAACAAUAUCAUUCUCCCCCAUGUUUCUGAUUAUAGCACAGGUUGCCGCCUAAGAAGUUGGUCAGAUUUUCAAACCCUCAAUUUUACCCAAGAUGGUGAUGUCGGAUUCCUCGAACGUCAACUGUAGCAGUUUCUGGAGAGCCCUUUUCUCAGAUUUAGGUUACACCCAAUUGAAACUAAGGAUUUUUAUGUUUUCGGGUGCACUGCUACGAGGGUUUGGAGAGAAGUACCUGAAGAGCAAGGGCCCUUACUGCUUGUAGAAAGUGGAACUGGGUAACAUAGUUUCCAGGCUACUGCAUAUUGAAAUACUAAUCUGGAAUAUGCCAUUUGAACAGGAAAUAUUAGGUCUUGAUUCUCUGACUUUGACUUGCCUAAAAAAAAACAAAGGAAAAACAAAGGAGUGGCAGAGUGAUGCACUGUUUCAAGCUUGAACGCCUCUGGUCAAUUCCUUGCAUAAGUCUGAAUUGAAAGUGGAUUCAUAUUGCCUGGGGAAUACAUCAUCAUAAACUAAGAAUUCUAGGAUCUGACUGACCCUCUUCUCAGUAACUGGUAUAUGAAUCAUAGUUUAAAUCCAGACAGUCAAAUAUGUUUAUCCUCCCAAAUGAAAUUGGAUAGACUAUCCAGUACAAAAUACCCAAGUUAGAAGUGAGUUCAUCCUGUAAAUGGCAUCCAUUUGAUACCUUCUAUCAUUACAAUUCAUCCCCAGCAGGAAAAAUAUUGGCUAUUUUUCUUAGCACUGCUUGUGCUACAGGAUUCCUGCUCUAUACCAAGCUUUCAUUCUAAAAAAAGUCAACUUGCAACUCUAACCAGCCUACUGACUGUACUGGCAAAGACAUGAAAUGGGAUUUCUGCAGUGACAUUCAUUGACCCUCUACCUGUGUGGGUUGGCCCAAGCAAAAAGUUUUCAACAGAUACAGCUUGGCUAAGAAGCUAAGUUCAAACAAUGGCAACCUAUUUUCCAGGCGCAAAUAUUCAAGCUGAUAAUAUGCAGACCCUUUACUUAAUGAACCCAGGUUAUGCAGGUUAUACAGAUGCAGCUACUCCUGGGAACAUGGUUCUUCUAAAUCACUCAGUAGGAAAUGCAUUGCAAACUAAUAAUCUGGCUGGUGGGCAACACUCUCAGCAUUUCAUUGGGAUCCCACUGCCCACUGCUCCACUUUCACAGCGUACUUCUGUGGGGAUGAUGGGGAAUUCUCCUACAGCUCCACAGGAUGUCAGCCCAAAUUUGUUUGCAUCACGAAUGGGAGGUCAUCCUUACAAUGUUUGGCAGAAUGGAGCAAAUGAGUUGACAUUUAUGCAGGCAGCAGAUGCAUCGGGUAGUAAUCAGUCACUAUCUGGACAAUUGAACAAUUCUGGAAGUCUGAGCCAUCAGUCAGUUGCGGAGAUUUCCCAGUUAGGGGUGAGGCGAGCACCUUCAUCUUCCAUCCAAGAACAGCAAACAGGAAUACUUCAAAGUGGACUAAGCUUACAGUUAGAGCAUUCACAUGGUUCCACUGGCCAUGGACAGGGACUUUCACUUAGCCUUUCACCUCAACAGCCAUCAACUGUGCAACUGUCCUCUUUUCAAAACCAUCCUACUGACUCAGACAUAAACUGCCCGGGCAGCCUUUCUGCAACUUCAGAAGAGAACAUGAGCAGGGGUGAUAGAAGCACAAACAAAUGGGCAGGAGGGAAUCUUGCUCCUUUUCGAGCAUCCUCAAGAGAUGGAAUGCUAGGAGCUGGGUUUUCCAGCCCCGGGUUUUCAAGCACUUUGCAUGGACCUGGACUUGGCAAACAGAUGCAACUGGAUUCCAGCACCGCUGGAGCUGCAGGACUUCCAAACAUUCUAAUAGGCUCAAAAUAUCUUAAAGCAGCACAGCAGUUACUGGAUGAAGUUGUCAAUGUUGGCAAGGGAAUUAAACCUGACUCGGCCAAACAUCAGAAGUCACAAUCAUGGAUUGGCACAAUGGCUAAUAAAGAGAAUAGUGGCAAUGAAGGUGGUGGAAAGGAUGGGGCAACUGCUGCAUCUACAUGGCCUUCAACUUCAGCCCAAGAGAAAAAUGAUCGUGGCCCUGAGCUAUCCCCAGCAGAAAGACAAGAGCUUCAAAUGAAAAAGGCAAAGCUGUUGGCCAUGUUGGAUGAGGUUGACCAGAGAUACAGACAAUACUAUCAUCAGAUGCAGAUUGUAGUUGCAUCAUUUGAAGCUGCAGCAGGGCACGGAGCUGCCAAGACAUACACAGCUCUUGCCCUGCAAACAAUAUCAAGACAUUUUCGGUGUUUAAGAGAUGCAAUCAGUGGACAAAUUCGGUCAACCAGCAAAAGUUUGGGAGAGGAAGACUCAACUGGAACUGGAAAAGGUGAAACAUCUCGUCUUCGAUUUGUAGACCAGCAGCUGCGACAGCAACGUGCCCUUCAACAAUUGGGAAUGAUUCAACAACAUGCCUGGAGGCCGCAGAGAGGGCUUCCAGAGCGAUCUGUUUCAGUGUUACGGGCUUGGUUAUUUGAACAUUUCCUUCAUCCGUAUCCAAAAGAUGCUGACAAAAUUAUGCUUGCAAGACAGACUGGUCUUACCAGAAGCCAGGUCUCAAAUUGGUUCAUAAAUGCACGUGUCCGCCUUUGGAAGCCUAUGGUAGAAGAAAUGUACAUGGAGGAAAUAAAAGAGUCAGAUCCAGAGCGUGGUUCAGAUGAAAAAAUGAGCAAGGAAAGUGGUGAAAAGAAAGAAGAAGCAGCAUCAAAGGCUGGAUCUGUUGGGAACAGUGGUAAUGGGAUUGAGCAGAAACUUGGAAAAUCCACAAAGCUUGAUAAUAAUACACUGGAUGCAGGCAAUGACCAAAAAACUCUUGGUGCUUUGAAAUCUGAUAACACCUCCAAUUUGAUGAAUGGCAGAAACCAAUCCUUUGGCAUUAGUGGAACAUCAGAUGGACAAGUGUUUCAUGAAGUUGAAAAUGAUAGUAUCAGGCAAGGGCAGCUUAAAAAGCCCAGGAAUGGAACUCAAGAGUCUGCAUCCCUUUUGUCCCCAAACAUGAGCAUUGAUGUUGAUUUGAAAUCAGAAGAUACAAACAGUGGAGAGUUCGGGGAUAAUAACAAAUUCAAUGAUGACAGGCAGAACACUGAAGAUUACAGCCUUGUUCAUAAUGCCAUGGUUCAUCCAGACAAUACUGGAAGCUUUGGGUCAUAUCAGCUUGCUGAUUUGAGCAGAUAUGGACAAGAGUCAUUCACUCCAAGAUUUUCUGGAAGUAGUGGUGUGUCACUCACUUUGGGGCUACAGCACACUGAUGGCCUAUCAUUAUCUGGAACACAGCAGAGUUACAUACCUAGCCAUGGUCUAGCACCAGGCAGAAGGCAUGAUCUUGGUAAUGAUUCUAGUGAUUAUUGCAACAUUGAAACUUCAACUGCUCAUCCUGGAAAUGCUUAUGAGAAUAUGCAGAACCGAAAGCGCUUUGCAGCUCAAUUAAUGCGCGACUAUGUUGCCUAGGCCAGAAUAGGUAUGCUGUAUACAAAACUAGUAUAGCUUGCUUAGCUUAACUAUUCUAUACACUCAUUUUCACUUCCCUUGUAUCCUUUAGGAAAGUUGUAACUUAUAUUUUAUUUACUUCUGCUGUUAGUGGUGUCAGAUUUCUGUAUAAGCCAUAAAUUGUAGGGAAACCAUAUUAUUUCGAGGCUUCUUUUUUUCUUCUUGACAUGGAGAGAAUAACUGGAGGCCUACUGUAUAAUGAAAGAAAGAGUACUGGUUGCUUGAGCAAUCUUUGCAAUUGAUAUAAAGAUGCCUUUCAUUAUGAAAUUUGUAAAUAAUCUCAUUUCCCAGGGAGCGCUCCUCUCAGAAUGAUACCUCAUGUAAAAAUAUUAAAAUAUGCAAAGUUGUAUUGCAUGUCUGCUGCUGUCAAAGAUUAACAUGUUAUGAAUAAAUAUUUUCUAUUUAGAAUUGUGCAA
Cryptomeria japonica (Japanese cedar) is the source of this 5479-nucleotide messenger RNA. Its product is annotated as BEL1-like homeodomain protein 1. Gene Ontology annotation, molecular function: DNA-binding transcription factor activity, RNA polymerase II-specific; RNA polymerase II cis-regulatory region sequence-specific DNA binding. Gene Ontology annotation, biological process: regulation of transcription by RNA polymerase II. The record is from RefSeq and is a predicted model, not a curated record. The transcript is spliced from 6 exons. Lineage: Eukaryota; Viridiplantae; Streptophyta; Pinopsida; Cupressales; Cupressaceae. Bases 2514 to 5024 code for a protein of 836 amino acids.